This is a messenger RNA of Solanum dulcamara, 571 nucleotides long. RefSeq names its product auxin-responsive protein SAUR68-like. Gene Ontology annotation, biological process: response to auxin. The transcript has a single exon. NCBI's taxonomy places the organism in Eukaryota, Viridiplantae, Streptophyta, Magnoliopsida, Solanales, Solanaceae. The record is from RefSeq and is a predicted model, not a curated record. Bases 50 to 493 code for a protein of 147 amino acids.
CAAAUCUUUUUAGCUACAUCAACUUUUUUCUUUCGUAUAUUUCAGAGAAAUGAAUAUGAUCAAUGCUAAGAAACUAAUCAAGAUGGCAAGGAAAUGGCAGAAGUUUGCAGCCAAACAGAGGAAAAUAAUUUCUUUUCCAAGAUCCGAUUACCAUGAUGCAGAGAGUUGUAGCACAUCCUCUUCUAUAGUUGGCAAAGGGAAUUUUGUGGUCUAUACAACGGAUCAGAAGCAAUUUGUGGUUCCUUUGGCUUAUCUUCAACACGGGGUAUUCAGACAACUGUUGAACAUGUCUGAAGAAGAGUUUGGACUUUCAUGUGAUGGCCCUAUUACAUUACCGUGUGAUGCCUUAUUCAUGAACUACAUCAUAUCACUCAUCAGAAGAGGUGUAGGUGCUGAUCUGCAGAAUGCUUUGCUUGUGUCUGUUGCUUCCAGCCAAUGCUCAUUAGCUUUAUACCUGCAAGAACAAACAAACCUGCAAUUUCUAGUUUGUUAACCUAACUGUGAUAAGUUUUGUAGUGGAUACAUGAUACUCAACAAGUGUACAGAAUGUUAAAAAUAAUUAUUCAUCAAA